Messenger RNA from Cicer arietinum (chickpea), 1105 nucleotides. Its product is annotated as WRKY DNA-binding transcription factor 70-like. The record is from RefSeq and is a predicted model, not a curated record. Gene Ontology annotation, biological process: regulation of DNA-templated transcription. NCBI's taxonomy places the organism in Eukaryota, Viridiplantae, Streptophyta, Magnoliopsida, Fabales, Fabaceae. Gene Ontology annotation, molecular function: DNA-binding transcription factor activity; sequence-specific DNA binding.
AAUAAACUAUCCCUAGUGAGCUAGGUGUUAUUUACACUACCAAAAUAAAAGAUAAUGGAGAAUCUAUUUGGGCUUAGCAAAAAGGCAAUGAAAGAAGAGCUAUUAAGAGGACGUGACAUGGCAAAUCAAUUACUUGAAGUACUAAGUUGUGAUGAUAAGUCAAAUAAAGAAGUAAAAGGGUCAAUGUUAUCCUUAAUUGCUCAAGAUCUUGUGGGUGAAGUACUCAAAUCAUUGACAAAUACGCUUUUGCUCUUAAACAACAAAGAAGAUUCCAAUGAUGUGGGGGUUCCUAUAACUGUUGGAAAUAUUUCUUUGUUGACGAAUUUCAACAAGAUGGAGGAAGAUUUGGAUGGAUCUUGCAAGAAACUCAAGACUCUCAACACCAAAAAUCUAAAAGGGUCAAACAAGAGAAAGUCAAUUGCACUAACUUGGGAAAAGAACACCUCAAUAUUGAUAGAUGAUGGUCAUACAUGGAGAAAAUACGGACAAAAAAAGAUAACAAAUGCAAAAUACUUCAGGAGUUACUAUAGAUGCACUCACAUGUAUGAUCAACAUUGUGAAGCAAUGAAACAUGUUCAAAGAACUCAAGAGAACCCUCCAUUGUAUAAAACUACAUAUUAUGGCCAUCACAGUUGCAAAAGCUCUUUCCAUUCCGAUAUAACUUUUGAAUCAAUUUUAUCUUCGGAUUCGGACUCUAAUUCUAUAUUACUUAAUUUUGAUAACAAUAUUCCAUGUAAACAAGAAUAUUCGUUUUGGUCGCCGUCGUCGUUGCCGCCACUUGUAUCUACAAAAGGGGAGCCCAUGGAAGUGAAUCAAGUGAUCCAAGAUACUGAUCAUUUAGCUCAAAAUCAAUUGGUAUCAUCAAAGAAUCUCUUAUUAUGUGAUUUUGAUGUUUAUUUCGAUUAUUUAAGGCAUGCCACUAUGUUAUCAUCGACUGAAACCGUUGAACUUGAGAAUGUUUGUAGUCAGUUUGGAUUUUGAUGACUAUGCAUAAUGGGACAUGUUUCGAUGUACAAAUUUAUUUUUCGGUUUGGCAUUGAUAAUUUUUGUAUGAAACAAUCUAGCAAUUUUUUUUGUUGAGAUAUUUAUGUUAAAGUAUAGCUAA